UCGAAAAUUAGCCCUUCAAAAGACUAAUCCCCAUAGUACUGAAUGCGGGAAACUGGCUGCUCUUCCGGUCCUCUGUUCCGCCGAUCAGUAAGUUCUCGAGCCGUCUCUCUCAAGCUAGGGCUGAGCCAACCAUUGCUCCGCCGUCAUUCGGCGUUUUCUCGUCUGCUUCGCCGGUGUUCAAAGAGGCCGCAGAUAUGGGAAGGAGGAUUUUGAACGAUGCAUUAAGAGCUAUUGUCAAUGCUGAGAGGAGGGGAAAAUCUAUGGUGGAACUGAAACCCAUUUCGACUGUCAUGUCUUCUUUCCUUAAAGUCAUGAAAGAUCAUGGAUAUAUCAAGGACUUUCAAGUUCACGAUCCACAAAGAGUCGGAAGGAUAACAGUUGAGCUGCAAGGUAGGAUCAAGGAUUGCAAGGCUAUCACCCACAGGCAGGACAUCAAGGCAAAGGAUAUUGAAGCUUACAGAUUACGAACACUUCCAACACACCAGUGGGGUUAUGUUGUGAUUACUACUCCAGAAGGCAUCUUGGAUCAUGAAGAGGCAAUGAAAAGGAAUGUUGGGGGUCAGGUCCUUGGAUUCUUUCAUUAGAGAGCCUCCUUGUUUGGCUGUUCCUUCAUUUGUGAGUUCUUUUUUCUUUUUCAGAUGUUUCCCAUAUUCUGCAUUGGGAUCUUCUUAUGGCUUAGUUUUCUUGUUUGUGGCCUUUUGAUUUUCUAUUAUUAAAUGGUGUAUGCUUUAGUGUCAUAUAAGGCAGGCACUGUGGUCCUCUUUUUUUAGUCUUGUUGCUUCCACCAGGAAUGUAAGCAUAAUGUCAGUUUUGAACUUCCACCAGGAAUGAGACAUAAGAGUAGAUAAAAUUCCUUGCACUGGAAACGAGUGUAAUCAAUUAUAUUGCUUUUCAUUAGAAAUGAUUCCAAUAUAACCUA
Benincasa hispida (wax gourd) is the source of this 919-nucleotide messenger RNA. Its product is annotated as small ribosomal subunit protein uS8my-like. Gene Ontology annotation, biological process: translation. The record is from RefSeq and is a predicted model, not a curated record. Gene Ontology annotation, cellular component: ribosome. NCBI's taxonomy places the organism in Eukaryota, Viridiplantae, Streptophyta, Magnoliopsida, Cucurbitales, Cucurbitaceae. Gene Ontology annotation, molecular function: structural constituent of ribosome.